Molecule: messenger RNA, 2992 nt
Organism: Carassius auratus (goldfish)
Lineage: Eukaryota; Metazoa; Chordata; Actinopteri; Cypriniformes; Cyprinidae
Gene: tesk2
Product: testis associated actin remodelling kinase 2
Exons: 10
Coding region: 1-1926 (641 amino acids)
Biological process (GO): actin cytoskeleton organization; protein phosphorylation
Cellular component (GO): nucleus; cytoplasm
Molecular function (GO): ATP binding; protein serine/threonine kinase activity
Source: RefSeq, a predicted model, not a curated record
AUGGAGCGGAGCAAACGCAACUCCAUUGCUGGGUUCCCCAUGCGGCCAGAUCGGCUGGAGGACCCAGAUUGUGGAGGAGGAGGUGCAGAAACCAGUCCGGCACCGCUGGACAGAGUGUGUCCCUCGUCUUACCGGGCCCUCAUCAGUGCCUUUUCUUGCCUGACCCGACUUGAUGACUUCAUCUGCGAGCGGAUUGGUUCUGGGUUUUUUUCAGAGGUCUACAAGGUGCGCCACAGAGCUUCGGACCAGGUAAUGGCUCUAAAGAUGAACAAGCUGAGCAGUAAUCGUGCCAACAUGCUGCGAGAAGUUCAACUCAUGAACAGACUCUCUCACCCCAACAUACUCAGAUUUAUGGGGGUGUGUGUACAGGAAGGUCAACUCCAUGCUCUCACAGAGUAUAUUAAUGGUGGCAACUUGGAGCAGCUGCUGGACAGCAAUAAGUACCUGAGCUGGGCCACACGGGUCAAACUGGCCUUAGAAAUCGCCAUGGGCCUCAGUUACCUUCACUCCAGGGGCAUUUUUCACAGAGAUCUCACUUCCAAGAACUGCCUGAUCAAGUCUGAUGAGAAUGGCUACACUGCGAUCGUCGGAGACUUCGGCCUUGCUGAGAAAAUCCCCAGUCAUGAAUAUGAGGGGGAGAAGCUGUCUGUGGUGGGAUCCCCGUUCUGGAUGGCUCCGGAAGUGUUGAGAGAUGAGCCGUAUAACGAGAAGGCUGAUGUCUUUUCGUAUGGCAUUAUUUUGUGUGAGGUAAUUGCAAGGAUACAGGCUGACCCUGACUACCUACCACGCACUGAAAACUUUGGCUUAGAUUACCACGCCUUCCAGCACAUGGUUGGAGAUUGUCCUUCAGACUUCAUACAGCUUGCCUUCAACUGUUGCAAUAUGGAUCCAAAUCUCAGGCCCUCGUUCCCAGAUAUAGUAAAGAGGCUGGAAGAAAUCCAGAGAAAGCUGAAAGCCGACGAAUGCGAGAGGGAGAGAAUGCUACUAACCGCUGUAGAGGUGGAGAAAAAACCCUUGCCUAAAGGUCCAGGUGAAAAGGGUAUAAAGAGGUUAAAUCCUCUUGUUUUUCAGGAUGACAAGAUUCCACCGAAGUCCCCCCGUCCACGUCGAAACAUCUGGCUUUCCCGGAGCCAGUCUGACAUUUUCUCUCGUAAGCCUACUCGCAAAGUGAAUGUCCAGGACCCUUACUACAACCCAGGACCUAGGGGCUUCAUCCACGGCCAUCCCAAAGUCAACCCUUUCAGUGCCAGAGAGGACUUAAAAGGCGGCAAGAUCAAGUUUUACGACAUGCCCAGCAAGUCGGUCUUCUCGCUCAUGUUUGAUUUGCACUCACCUCACGCCAGUCAAAGCUCAUACCAGCCUCACGCCAACAUCAGCACGGGAGCCUCCGGAAACAACUGCUUCCCAUCCUGGCCGGAGACCUGGCAGCUGCCCGGUCGGCAGUGCUACUCGCUCCCCGGCUCUCCCCUGCUGCCCCACUCGGAUGUCUUCUUCUCAUCUCACCCCACGUCCAAAAGCGAGGCCGGACAGCCCAGCGGUGAAACCAAGCAGAAAGCAUUGAGCAGCUGGGCUAAGAAGUACGCGGUCACUGAGAUCCCUCCGUACAAACCACAAGCUGCAAGACAGGAGGAAGAGGGAGCGUUAGAGGACUGCUCGUCUCUGGUCCCCUCUGAAGGAGGAGAAGCGGAGGCCAUGGACUGCUCCAGCAGCAGAGGAAGCCCUGCAGACGAUAAGGACACGGUCCUGAUACAGAACAGAAACUUAUGUGAGGACAUGGAGGCUGAAGACCAGGAUGGCUUGAUGAUCUCCAACAAGAACUCGCUCACGCCGAGCAUGUCUGUAGAGCCACAGGAACUCUGUCCGAUAGUCCUCACCGCCUGCAAAGCCACAUCUACAGGAGAACGCAUCUCCAGAUGUGACAUCUAGAUGGUUGAAGGGCACACGGCAGCCUGGUUGAUGACGCUUCAAGUUUAAACUGAUCAGAUGCCACGCGAACAGAGAUUGUUCUUCUUUAGAUAUUUAAUAUGAUUAUAAGUUGUGUAUAUUUUUGUAACUUAAGCUAAAAGGGUGGCUUUGAUUGAUGGAAAGAGCAGGAAACAGAGGUGUGAAACACUGAUCCGGUCCAUGCUGUAGUAGUUACCCAUCACACUAUGAAGAACAACAGUGGGAAGAUACAUUGGACAUCACCUUACACAGGGCUAAUGAUGAGACACAUUCUGUGAUGUAUAUAUAUAUAUAUUUUCUUUGUAAUACAUGCUAUUGGUUGCACAUGCCACAUAUGCUGUUUUGUUUUUUUUUGUUUCGUUUUGUCCACAAACUGUAUCCAGUCGCAUGUUUAAUUAUAGAUAUGAUAGAAGAACAAAUGUCUUUUUUGCACUGCAUGGGCUUAGAAAUUGUGCAGCAAACAUUCCAUGUCGUCUGGCAUCUUAAAAAGCUCCUGUUUUGAUCCUACGCUAACGGUGUGUGUGCCAUGGUCAUUUCAAAACGAGGAUCAUUUUCACUCUUUGACCUCUCAGGUCUUUAAAAAGAUGAGUCCAUGUCUGUAUCUACUUAAAAUCAUAAUUGUACUUGAAAUAAGUUAAAUGGUUUGAACUUUUUUUUUUAGUCUAUUAUGUGUCACUACAUUUCUAUGCAAUCAACUUAACCAAGGCAUGAUAGUUUUAUAGAAUAAGAGGAUUUAUUUUGAUAUUUAUGAGAAAAAAAAAAGUAAUUUUACUAUGUCUGUGAACUGUUUAAACUGUGUUGUUGUUUAUAUGAACUGAUGAAUAGAGGUUUCUGUACAUGUUGAAAAUGGUCAGUUCUUGAUAGUUUAUUCCUAACUCUAUAUUUCUGCUUUUUCAGUCCUGUUUUGUAUAUUUCUAGUAUAAGUCCAGUUGUAUAUUUCUACCAAAGACAGAUGAGGACAUAUUUUCCCAUUUAUAUGGCUUUAAUUGUUUAAAUUGCAUGUGUUUAUUCCCAUUUGUUUAAAAUAAAUUCAGAAUGUCUUAUUUUA